GUCAUAGGCCGGUCGGUCUGCGCAGCGCCGCAUGAACUCAAACAUACCUACUAGCGACAGUGGCGUUAGUGACAGAUUCGUGAUGGCUGCUGAAGUACAGCAGGUGUUUGACAAAAAUGUCAGCGCGAACGACAAGACGGAGAACACGCUGGAAAACCAAACCGACACGGAGACUCACGAGCUCCACUCUGACGAAGAUUGUAAGUCGUGUGAGAAAGAUGAAGAAACACAGAAGUCCUGGAUUACAGAGAGCAAUUGGGGCUUUACUUUAGAGGAGCUCUUCGGGAUCGCGCUGAAGUUCUUUAAAGAGAUGAAUGGAAAAGCCUUCAACCCAACAUAUGAAGAAAAGCUCCGCUUGGUUGCACUACAUAAACAGAUCACAAUUGGACCUUUUAACCCAAACGCCUGUCCAGAAAUUGGGUUCUUUGAUGUGCUGGGAAAUGACAGAAGGAAAGAAUGGUUACGGCUGGGCAGCAUGGCCAAAGAGGACGCCAUGGAGGACUUCGUGAAGCUUCUGAACUCUUGCUGCAGUCUGUUUGCUCCAUAUGUCACGUCACUCAAGAUAGAGAAGGAGGAUCAAGAGAAAAGACAAAAAGCAGAGGAAGAGCGUCUGAGGCUGGAGAGAGAGGAACAGGAACGACAGCGGUUAGAAGAGGAGGCACGUCGCAGGGAGGAAGAAGAGAGGAGGAAACAGGAAGCGGAGCAGAUGAGGAAAGACGGGAUUGAAAGGUUACAAAUAGAGCACCAAAAACAGCAGAUCAUGGCUGUUUUGAAUGCACAAACGACUGUGCAGUUUCAACAGUAUGCCAAACAGCAAUUCCCAGACAAUCCAGAACAACAGCAGAUACUGAUAAAACAACUACAAGAACAGCACUACCAACAAUACAUGCAGCAAGCUCUCCGCCUGCAACAGAUGGCCUUGCAAAAACAGCAAAAGGACCCAGCUCAAACACUCGAGGCUUCGCCUUCUGAAUCAAAUGAUGCGGCGUCCAACAGCCAAUCAAAUUCAUUAGACACUCAAAAGCAUCAAGCCGACUCAAAAAACUUUCGUUUGGUAGUAGAAGGCAAACCAGGAGAGGUAUCUGUUGUGGCCCCAUCUAUGUGGACGAGACCUCAGAUAAAAGAGUUUAAGGAAAAGGUGUUGUACGAUAAGGAAUCUGUGAUUACGGUGGGCCGAGGAGAGGUGUUGACCGUACGGGUGCCCACUCAUGAGGAGGGCUCACACCUUUUUUGGGAAUUUGCCACCGAUCACUACGACAUUGGUUUUGGGCUGUACUUUGAGUGGAGGGAUUUGACAACACCAGCAAGCAACACAAAUGAAGGGGAAUCUGCUGCUGAAACUACAGAAGGAACAGCACAGGUUGAAGGAGAGAAAGAAAGUGAAGAAUGCAGACUUCCGCUGGUUAAUGAAGUGGUUCCUGUUUCUCGCCGAGACAGCCAUGAUGAAGUGUAUGCGGGCAGUCACCAAUAUCCUGGGCAGGGAGUUUACCUUCUGAAAUUUGACAAUUCCUACUCGCUCUGGAGGCCGAAGGUCGUCUAUUACAGAGUUUAUUACACCAGAUAAGCAUCACUGAGACAAACCACAUUUUAAAAGACCAGGUGUUCAAUUCAGAUACAAGAUGUUGAGCAUUUGAUUGCGAUAACAGUAAUGUUUUUUUUUUGUCUUGUUUACUGAGAGAUUCUUGAAUCCUGCUUUGGCUUCCUAGUCCAAAACUUGAGAGUCAUGAUAUGCACAACAAACAUAAUUUGUUUUUUUAUAUUGUGGAUAAACUAUUUUAUUUUUUUCUAAUUAUAUUUUAAUGAUUGUGUUAAAUCAAUGAAGGAAUGGUGUGUAAAAAUAUUAAUUGAUGUGGUUGAUUUAGGCACUUUAAAGUUUUAUAAAGGAGUGGAUACCAUUAUAUAUGUUUUUGUUGAUUUGUAGGAUUUCUUUACUUUUGUUUGGGGUAUUGAAUGAAUUGAAGCAAUAGAUAAUUUUGACUUUUUAUGUUAAGGUUUCAUAAUUGUACACUAUAAAUGUUUUUGAAUGUUGUUUUAAGGGAUAGUUCACCCAAUAAUGAAAAUUAUGUCAUUUUUUCACUCUCAUGUUGUUACAAAACUGAAUACAUUUCUUUGUUCUGAUGAACACGAUGGAAGAUAUUUUGAGGAAUGUUUGUAAUCAUUCACUGUCAUAGUAUCCUUUUUUCCUACUAGGAAAAGUGAAUGGGGCUCUUGAUUGGUUUGGUUAUAAACAUUCCUCAAAAUAUCUUCUUUCGUGUUAUACAGGUUUGUAACAACAUGAGAGAGAAAAAAUUAUGACACGAUUUUUAUUUUUGGGUGAACUAUCCCUUUAACAGUUUAUUUGUACGUUUAUGUAUGGCUCAAAAUGUGUGUUCAUAAAACAUAAUUUAAGAAAUAACAACUCUAAGUUCAUAACAUCUUUGCGUUCUAAUAAGAUAAGAAUAUUUAGUUUGCUGUCCUUUCUUAUGUGUGUCAAAUACAGAAA
This is a messenger RNA of Misgurnus anguillicaudatus (oriental weatherfish), 2482 nucleotides long. RefSeq names its product Golgi resident protein GCP60. NCBI's taxonomy places the organism in Eukaryota, Metazoa, Chordata, Actinopteri, Cypriniformes, Cobitidae. The record is from RefSeq and is a predicted model, not a curated record. Gene Ontology annotation, cellular component: Golgi membrane. Gene Ontology annotation, molecular function: fatty-acyl-CoA binding.